ACUUGGUUUUGAAGCCUCUCGUAUUUUUCGUUUUUUUUUUUACUCCGUGGAAUGUAAUGGUGUCGGAAACAAGUGAAAUUUAAUGAAAUUGUGAUGGGAAAUGGUCGAAUGUGGUUUGGCUUUUUGAUCCUUAUGACAUUGGCCGCUUUCGGUCACGGAAGGCAGCCGAGGCGAAUACAUCGACCAAGGCUUGUAGAUCAACAACAAACAAACAUUGCACCAGCCGGCGAUUUUCCAUUUGCCAAAAGCAUAAGAGACAGGAAAAAUGAUUUCGAAAACCCCAAAAAGUCGCGAAUCCUUGCAAGACAGGUGUCUAGUCCAUCUUCGUUGUCUUCACCUGAGUCUGAACCUCCUUCAGUACAUCCGGAAGCGGAAAAAGAAGCGGAAGCGGAAACUGAGGCGGAGUCCUGGCCCGAGGCCGGCCCAGAAUGGUCUAUUGCAUUCAAGGAAUGGGGCGGAGCUUGGGAAUUUCAUGUCUAUUUCUUUGCGUUAGUAUUUCUGGGCUAUGCUCUUUAUUCUGCAUUUUUCAUUGUAACUGGACUGUACACAGGGCUGAAUCAAAAGUACCUUGGCUUCUCUUUAAACGUGAUGAUGUUUAUUCUGGGCUUCACACGGAUGUUUGUGUUGUUUACAGAUCCGUAUCACCAAGGAGACCUAAUACACAACGCGGUUGCAAUGCGCGUCUUGUGGUCGCUUGGUAGUCCGUGUCUUACCUCAGCUGAUUCUCUAGUUAUUCUCGUUCUGAUCGAAACUGCUAAAAUUUCCCUGGCUCCUCAAAAGAUGCAAACAUUUGGAACUAUCAUCAAAAUCAUUAUAGCGCAUUUCAUUCUUGUGUUGACAAGUGAUUUUGUCGUGUCGGAGUUUAUGGAAGCUAAAGCCAUGCUCCUUCUCUGCCAGAUAGUUUACAUUGUGUGGGGCUCAGUGCUUGGUAUUGGAUACUGCAUCCUUGGAUAUAAACUUGGUAAAAAGCUUUACGGUCACACGGAGGUCAAGGACAAGAGAGCAUUGCUCUACAUCCGGUUAAUUUACGCCUCGGGUGUCAAUAAUCUUAUCCUUUCUGUCAUGUAUAUCUACUCCAGCGCUGGAGUUUUUGGUGUUUAUUCCAAUGUGAAGUAUAUUGAAGCUUGGUCGUGGUGGUCGGUUCAAACGUGUUAUCGUCUCAGUGAAGUGUUAUCUGGGAUACUGGUCUUCACAGUCAGCGCCAAGCGAAAGAGCAUCAAAAGACAAAUAAAUCACUCGUUAGAAGGUGAUGGUUUAGAUGACGAUACUGCGCAGCCAGUAUUCACACAGAGAAUGAAUUAUGAAAUAUCCAACGCUCUUAGAAAUAUAGUUUAUAUGAGAUUUCUUACAAUGGAAGAAGAUCGACAAACAACCAUGUUAGAAGACUUACAAGAGUCGAAACGCGCAGCAGCGAUGUAUAUCACGCGCGCAGAAAUGAAUGCACAGACAUACACACAAACACAAGCGCCUGACGCACAGAAAAAAGCUGAGAGUAUGUUAGAAUAUUUGCACGACGCAAGUCUUGAAGCAAACGACGCGAUUGUGCGCGCCUAAACGUAUGCACGGGAAUCAUGAAGAUCAUGAGACGACAUAAAGUAUCGACAGAAGAAUUGUGCAUUGCUGCUUUUGAUUUGUUUCUGUGCAAGGACUAAAAAGGAUUCAUCGUUAUAUGCCUGAAAUUUCCUCGUUUACUUGCGAAGAUUAAUGGGAGAACUCAUACUGCGCUUUUUCAAGUCUCUCCUUCGAUUACGCUUGCUUUCUAUUUUUCUACUUUUUCUGAUAACUUUCUACGAAUGUAUAUUGGAAGA
Molecule: messenger RNA, 1808 nt
Organism: Stylophora pistillata
Lineage: Eukaryota; Metazoa; Cnidaria; Anthozoa; Scleractinia; Pocilloporidae
Source: RefSeq, a predicted model, not a curated record